AGGUAUUUGAAUGGAGGAGGAGAGCGCUUACGUGUUCGCAUUUUCAGCAUGCAACUUACUUGAGGUGAAAAAGACCAUCUGGCAACGGCACAACAAUGCCAGCAUGAACAUGUUGCACAAGAGUUCGACCUACCUUCUAUUUCAUAGGUGCAGCACAGGAAAUCCUGACCACAGAUCCAAAAGAAAGUCCGUCUUAUUCAGGGCGACUGCCUGAGACUAGCGCCAACCUCAGCUGCAGCUUCAGGUUCGGAGCUUCCUGCGAUCAAUCACUGAGUCAGUAAGAUCUUUGUUGGAAGGAUCCGUUUCUUCUGAGACAGGCUUUCCAGCCUGAACAAAGUAUAAUUACAGGCCUCACUAGCUGCAUUACUGCUUUUCUAUACUGAAAUAUAACUUGCCUAGAUAAGCUGUCACUAUCAUUGGAGAACGCUGUGUCAGGCCAGUCCUGCAAUCAAGUGUUAGAAAGUCAGGCAGCCCACAUUAUAGCCAAGUCCAGCUAAGUUAGGGAACUGACAGCCACUAGCUAGUGUGCUGCUGGCGCUUCUUACCAUAAACUGAUAUUUGUUUACGUCCAAAGAUUCGGUAGGGUCUCGUCUCAAGGUUUUAGGCGCGUUGUUGUAGCAUCGAGCACAAUGGCUGAGACCUCGCACGAAAACAACGGGGUGGGCUAUGUUGGGAUUGGGGCCAUGGGCAAAGGGAUUGCUGCCAACCUCCUCGCCUACACUCAACAAGAGGGCCGACCCUUCUUUGUAAGCAACCGGACAAAGGACAAGGCUUCCUUCCUGGUUGACAAGGGUGCCACUCUCGUCAAUUCUCCGAGCGACUUGCCUGCAAAAUGCUCGGUGGUGAUGUCGUGCCUGGCAAAUGACGCGGCGGUGCAGGAGGUCUUCGGGGAGUACCUCCAGGGGAAGCCCAGCAGGGGGAGCCUCUACAUCGACUGCAGCACUAUCUACCCCACCACCGCAGAGGAGCUGACUGAGAAGGGCCAGCUAGCCGAAGUACACUUCAUCCACUGCCCAGUGUUUGGAGGCCCGGGCGCCGCUGCCGACAAAAAGCUGCUGGUGGUCUCAGCUGGGGACGCAGAGUCGAGAGCGCAGGCCAAGCCGUAUUUGGAGGCCAUCGGAAAGGGCGUGCUCGACGUGGGCGAUCAAGCGCGCUCGUCGGGCGCCCUCAAGCUGAUCGGCAACUUCUUCGUCUCGAGCAUGAUCGAACUCAUCGCGGAAGGCACCGCGCUUGCCGACCGGAACAACAUCCCGCAGUCCGCUGUCCUGGAAGUGCUCAACCUGCUGUACCCCUCUCCUAUCGUCGAGCGCAACUUCGACCGCAUCACGACGGACGCUUUUGAGUGCACUGCGGACAGGCCCGGGACGCCCGUCAUCAACGGCAUCAAGGACGUGAGCCACAUCGUACGGCUAGGGCAGAACUCUGGCGUGCCCCUGGCGACAGCGGAGACUAUGCUGCGCCAUUUGCAAGGGCUGAAGGAAGAGGGCAAAGAGGGGCUCGACUGGAGCGCAGUCGCUUUAGGAGUGCGCAAGCAAACGAAGUAGAUUACAAAGCAGUGGGGAGCAGGUAUUAAGGCGCCGAUAAACUCACUUUUUGCCCUGGGCUCGAAAGGUUUAGCCCUCUGACAUGACGGGGUAAACGCUGUAAGCGGAGAUGCGUACAUCCGAUGUGAAAUUUACUUCGCUGCUAUUUUCUCUAAAGAGAAGACUCCAUUGAACGACGGCUACUUUUAACAAUCCAAGAAUUCUCACGCACAUGUGCAAGCCCAG
Messenger RNA from Klebsormidium nitens, 1769 nucleotides. NCBI's taxonomy places the organism in Eukaryota, Viridiplantae, Streptophyta, Klebsormidiophyceae, Klebsormidiales, Klebsormidiaceae. The record is from the annotation of a GenBank genome assembly.